Messenger RNA from Nothoprocta perdicaria, 1759 nucleotides. It is a transcript of the gene TMEM254, whose product is annotated as transmembrane protein 254. The transcript is spliced from 4 exons. The record is from RefSeq and is a predicted model, not a curated record. The coding region runs from base 8 to 400 and encodes 130 amino acids. Lineage: Eukaryota; Metazoa; Chordata; Aves; Tinamiformes; Tinamidae.
GCGGCUGAUGACGGCGACGAUGGCGGCGGAGCGGGCCCGCGACGGCACCUGCCACUUCCAGCGCUCCAGGCUGCUCUGGAUGAUCGGCAUCACCUUCGGCAUGAUCCUGCUCGGCUGGGUGACACUUUCGCCUUCAACCAUACCUUACACUUACUUGGGAGUAUUUGGUAGCUUUCUUAAUUUUUUAGUGAAGAAUUACCACAAGUGGGUAUGCUAUGGGUUCUGGGUAUCCUGGCUGAUUCAUAUAGUAGAAGCCUUCUACGGUGUUAAGCUAUGCCAGACUAAAGGCAUCACUGACCCAGCAGUUCAGUUCCAGUGGUUCAUUCAGACACUUUUAUUUGGAUAUGCUUCUUUUGGCCUCCUCGUGUCUUACAAGCCUCCAAUCAAGAAGUACUACUAGAAGAAUUAGAGAAGUCUCUUACAUUCUUCACAUACAUUUUUGUUAGAAAAUAACCUCACUUACAUGUCUAGGUGCUGUAAUUAACUAAAUUACAUUCCUGCUGUGUGAUGCAAUGCCAUCAAACAACUCUUCUUGCUAGAUGAGGCACUUAUAGCUAUAAGUCACUGGGCCCUGUAGAUAGUUCAGUAGAAAUUUAGCCCUUCAGUCUGGGGCUGCCAACUUUUAAAGCCGUUUAUUAUGCAAGCACCCCAAUGUUGUUCAUGGGCAGUUCAUGUUGUUCAUGACCUAGCUUAUCUUCUCAGGUAUUCACUGAAGAGGAGAAUCCCUAACAGAUGGUAGUUGUGGUUGCUGAGUUGCCUUUUUUAGUGUGGAGGAAUUGUUCUUCAUAACAAGGAAAGUUAUUUACAGCCACAAGGCUAUUUUGUGAUAGGAUUUCCUUUUCCUACAUUUUCUUUACAGGAACUUUUAAUAGCAUUACAUGCUUUUGUGGUUAUACUUGGUCUUUGUUAAACUGUUUUUUCCCCCUACAAGGGUCAGACCACUUUACUGCUGCAGGCACAUUAAAAGCAAGCAAGUCUCACUUCAGGUUGAGGUGCAGUGGUGAGCCAGGAUACAUAAAGCACCUCAGCUUGGUUUAUACAUGUGCCUUAAGCUGUAUGCAGCAUGACCAUCUCUUUUUGAACGAAGAUCUUAAUCCUUGACUUAGUAUAGCUUGACAAAGUAAUCCUGUAACUUUGAGGGCAGCUUUUAUGAAAAAGCUUACUAGUCAAGGAAGGAGUUAAAAAAGUUAACAUUCCAGAACAUAGGUGAACAUUUAUGGAUGAAAAGCAGAUGUAUUGAGUAAAUGUGCGCCACUGCUAGACAGAUGUCGAUGUAUCAAAAUCUUUACAGAGACUAUCUUCAGUAUCCCUUAAUGUUCUUUAUGUGUAGUGAGUCUAUUCUGUUAUAUUUUAAGUAUUUGAAAAAUAGCUUAUCUUGUUUUAGCACUUCUAAGGAGUAAUGGUUAUUUAAAAUGUUAUGCUGUGGGGAGUUUCACCUCAUCACCUGUGGUGCUGCUGCUCUAGAAGAGAGGCCAGAAAAAAGGAGUUCUCCCCUGACAAAAACCCCAGUGAGGGAGUAACAAGUAAAUGUGUCUUGUGCAGUACCUACAGACAACACUGCUGAUGGAGAAGUCUCCCUUGAGUACAGACACAUUCUUUUAAUUAUUAUUUUGCUUCUCAGUUGGUAUUAGAAGCAUGGAGAACUGAAGGAGUUGAAGUGGGUUUAUUUUAAAAGUGGUCAUCUGGUAAAAUUAGCAUCAUCUAGAGAAAUGGAAAGCCAGGUUGAGUGGCUAGAAAUCCACAGCUGUGUCAAGAGCCU